Messenger RNA from Magallana angulata, 667 nucleotides. RefSeq lists its product as uncharacterized. The coding region runs from base 111 to 575 and encodes 154 amino acids. The transcript has 3 exons. Lineage: Eukaryota; Metazoa; Mollusca; Bivalvia; Ostreida; Ostreidae. The record is from RefSeq and is a predicted model, not a curated record.
AGUUCACCAUGAAUAUUUGACACUUGCUGAUGAGAUGUCAUUUAGAAAGAUUAUAAUGUUUAUCUCAAUUCAAAACAGUAUGGCUUGAGCAGUGCCCCCAUAUUUUGAUCAUGAAGCCUGCCACAGACCUCUGUCACACUUGCCAGUCCUUUUCGUCAACUGUUUUAUGCAGCGGAAAUUUGAACGAAGAGGAAAAAGAGGAUAUUUUAUCAAAUUAUCAAGAGCACGUUGGACAUGUCAAAGAACAGAGUGACCAUUACAGGGAUCAGUGUGCUGAGGCCAAAUCAACAUUUGCCCAACUCGCUCCAGAGCAAAAAAUAAGAGGCCAGCCACCCUGCACAUUGCAGUCUGAGUUUCAUUAUAGCUUUGACUAUGCACAACAAGUGCAUUAUCCUCACUAUGCACAACAAGUUAAGCCAUUGUUUUUUAAAACACCUAGGAAAUGUCAAUGCUUUGGCAUCUGCUGGGAGGGAUCAGGCACCCAGAUAUUUUAUCUUGUGGAUGAAGCUCAGCACUCAAAAAACACUGUGACCAGUAUGCUGCAUCACCAUUUCAUGUACCAUGGUCUUGGUUAAACAGAUGUGAAGCUUCACAUGGAUAAUUGCAGUGGGCAAAACAAGAAUAACACAGUCAUCGGGUAAAUAUCUCAUUGAGAAAUGUAAAUUAA